Messenger RNA from Symsagittifera roscoffensis, 1769 nucleotides. RefSeq lists its product as uncharacterized. Bases 319 to 873 code for a protein of 184 amino acids. NCBI's taxonomy places the organism in Eukaryota, Metazoa, Xenacoelomorpha, Acoela, Convolutidae. The record is from RefSeq and is a predicted model, not a curated record. The transcript has 4 exons.
AAAAAUUGGCAAAACUAUACAUGCAGCUUACAAUUUUGCACCGCUAUACAACGCUUUUUAAAAACUGAGUCAGCUCGGAAUCAUUUCUAUCACUAAAACACGUUUGGUAAAUUCCAUUGAAAAAACGUUGUAGGAGAAAAUAAUAUAUGAAAUAUAUUAGCUUUUCUGAAAGCAAACAUAAACUUAAAGACUAAUGUAAUGUUAACCAGCGUCAUUUCAUAUCAAAUUAUCUAGACAAUUUUCAAAUUUCUUGACUUCACUGCUUUUCUUAUUUUUUAAGACAACAAAGAGAACAGACUCCUCCGAUAUUAAAUAAAGAUGGCUCAAAAGAGAAACGAAGAAAUAGCUUACUUCUCGCUCUCCUGUAUUGUCCAGGUAUUGAUCAUAAUGUGCAUGUGUAUGGCGAAUACUGCCUACUGGAGAUUAGACCAGCAGUUGGGGGAGGGGGUGACAGAACACAGGGUGGGCAUCUGGCAGAACUGCAUCAAGACCGACGGGGAGACCAACUGUGAGAGAUACAACCCAGUCAACAGAGCCAGACCAGAGGAGAAGGCACACCUCAAUGCUGCCCGUUCCUUUGUCAUCCUGGCCAUCCUCACCUCCUCCCUCGUCCUCCUCUUCUUCCUCUUGGAACUCUGCAACCUCACAGGCUCAUGCGGAAAGUUUUGUUCCAGGUAUGGCUUUGUGUGUGUGUUGCUGAUCCAACUGGCAGUGGUGACAACAGCGUGUUCCUUGUGCCAGAGCUACUUCAACAAAAACUACAGCAGCUUCAGAUUGCACCUGGCCGGGUGGCUGGCCUGGGUCGGGUUCAUCCUCUGCUGUCUCACCCAGUUCGCAUCCUUCCUCUACCUCCGAUACCAGGACUACUGGUGACUCACCACCAGUGCACCCAAAGCAGGACGAGCAAUAGUCAAGCAAUAACAACAGUAACAAUCAGUCCCUAUAUAUCUAUAUAUAUCUUACAGUUUUCUGAAAUAAAAAAGUAUUUUUCGUGUAACAUCUUUGGGGUCGAAUUUUGGAAAAGGUUUUAAAAUUAUGUUAACAUAGCGAACUAUGGUCAAUCCAGAAGUUUGUUUCAUACUAUCUUUUGUGGUUGCAAUUUAUCGUUAUCCCCUAAAAAUACUCAUAGGUGAUGUUGGGAACAUGCGUAGGCCUUCUCUUGGCAGUCCAGUAUAUGAUCAGUAAAUGUGCUGGUCUAGCUAAAUGUACAUUGAAACACUUACACAUAACCUUAAAUCUUGGGUUAAUUUGUUUUUUUGCAUCUGCUUAUUACCUCAUACCUAAGAAAUUCUUUAAUUCUGCCAAGAAAAAUUUAAUUUCCGAUCUCGAAUUCUGGUCAGGAAUUCCUUGCGAGAUGCUCAAAUAAAGUAUAGAUUUUCUAGAAAUUCUUUAGUUCUAAUCCAAUUAAUGGUCAAAAACUUCCUAAGCCUAAGCUAUUUCUAAUCAGAAAAAACUUAUUUCUUAUCUAAUUUCAGUUUAGGUCCAGGUUGAACUCUUUUUUCCUAGUGGGCUUCGAAAUAGUUGCGAAAUAAUAAGCUCACACGGUGACGACUUAAGCUCAACCAGUCUAUUUUGAAAUCUAAAAUCACAUUGUGCUACAUCUGGUCCACAUAAUAUGUGCUAAUCAACAAAUCUAGUUAAAUGGUUAUAUGUUUAUCUUUGCUUUACUGUUAUAGAUAACGCAAGCGCUUAUUGUUCCGACUUUCGAUACGAAAGUAACAGAAUAUUUGUGCUCGGGGUGCCCGCAUCCAGUUUCAAGCGUUAAUAAU